CUGAUUUUAGUACAGGAACGAUUAACAAAACAAGUCGCAGCAGCACUGACUGAAGCAGUCGAACCUGCUGGCGUUGGGAUUGUUAUAGAAGCAAAUCACCUGUGUAUGGCAAUGCGCGGCAUUCAAAAAAUAAACGCUAUCACCACUACGAGUUGCAUGAUGGGAGCUUUCAGAGAGGAUGCUAAAACAAGAGAAGAAUUUCUGAAGCUAAUCAGCAAUCAGUACCAUCACUGA
This is a messenger RNA of Thelazia callipaeda (thelaziosis nematode), 234 nucleotides long. NCBI's taxonomy places the organism in Eukaryota, Metazoa, Nematoda, Chromadorea, Rhabditida, Thelaziidae. The record is from the annotation of a GenBank genome assembly.